AUGAACAGCAAGCAUUCAGAGAAGAAGAGACAGGAAUCAGUUUGGGAGCUUCUUAAGCACAAUUGUGCAGAAAAGAAUAAACUCCUUAUGGAGAAGUAUUUUUAUAUUACAGUAAUUGCCAUUCUAGGAACAGGUGUUUGGAGCCCCACUCAAGGGAGAACUGGAGCUGAUAGAAGUAGAAGAGGGGAAGAUGAAGUUUCCCUGGCUACAGCCCCAUGGGACAAUCACAGGAACAAGGGAGGUGAUCAAGUAGAGUCCCUGGAGCCUACUGCUACCCCCCAGUGCCUUCAGCAGGGACAGAGUCCUACAGAGAUGAUGACACCAUUAGCUUAUGUGACAACGUUCACUAUUCAAUGUUCAGACACAGCCAGGAUGCCACCCGUGGCGAGGGCCAGGAAAGGACGGCGCGUGGAGCCCUGGGUUGUUGGCCUCAUCACCUUUUUAUCCCUGAUUAUCCUAGCAGUGUGCAUUGGACUCACUGUUCAUUAUGUGAGAUACAAUCAAAGGAAGACCUACAAUUACUAUAGCAUAUUGCCAUUCACCAGUGACAAACUGUAUAAUGAGUUUGGAAGAGAAGCUUCUAAAAAUUUCACAGAAAUGAGUCAAAGAAUUGAAUCAAUGGUCAAAAAUGCAUUUUAUCAAUCUCCAUUAAGGGGAGAACUUAUCAAGUCUCACAUUAUCAAGUUCAGUCAAGAGUCAGAUGGAGUUUUGGCCCAUAUGCUGCUGAUUUUUAGAUUUCCCUCUACUGAGGAUCCGGAAACCAUAAAUAAUAUUAUUGAAAAUGUUCUACACGAAAAGCUGCAAAAUGUUGCAGGACCCCCUAAUGUCGACCCUGAAUCAGUUGAAAUUAAAAAAAUCAACAAGACAGAAACAGACCACUAUCUGAACAAUUGCUGUGGGACACGAAGGAAUAAAUCUUCAACAGAAAGUCUCAGGAUUGUUGGUGGGACAGAGGUAGAGGAGGGAGAAUGGCCGUGGCAAGCCAGCCUACAGUGGGAUGGGACCCAUCGCUGUGGAGCAACUUUAAUCAAUAGUACAUGGCUUGUGAGUGCUGCUCACUGCUUUCGAAUGUAUAAAGACCCAUCCAGAUGGACUGCUUCAUUUGGAGUAACAAUACAACCUCCAAAAAUGAAAAAAGGCCUCCGGAGAAUAAUUGUCCAUGAAAAAUACAAAUACCCGUCACAUGAAUAUGAUAUUUCACUGGCAGAGCUUUCUAGUCCUGUUCCCUACACAAAUGCAGUACAUAGAAUUUGUCUCCCUGAUGCAACCCAUGAGUUCCACCCAGGGGAUGAGAUGUUUGUGACAGGAUUUGGAGUACUGCAAACUGAUGGAUACACUCAAAAUCAUCUUCGGCAAGUACAGGUCAAUCUCAUAGACUCAAAAAUCUGCAAUAAACCUCAGGUUUACAAUGGUGUCAUAACUUCUACAAUGUUAUGUGCUGGCUCCUUAAAAGGAAAAAGAGAUGCAUGUCAGGGUGACUCUGGAGGACCAUUGGUCAGUUCAGAUGCUAGAGAUAUCUGGUACCUGGCUGGAAUAGUAAGCUGGGGAGACGAAUGUGGACAACCCAAUAAACCUGGUGUUUAUACUAGAGUCACUGCCUUCCGGGACUGGAUUGCUUCCAAAACUGGUAUCUAACAGAGAAAAGUCCAGUGGAA
Messenger RNA from Marmota flaviventris (yellow-bellied marmot), 1655 nucleotides. RefSeq names its product transmembrane protease serine 11E-like. NCBI's taxonomy places the organism in Eukaryota, Metazoa, Chordata, Mammalia, Rodentia, Sciuridae. The record is from RefSeq and is a predicted model, not a curated record. Gene Ontology annotation, biological process: proteolysis. Gene Ontology annotation, molecular function: serine-type endopeptidase activity.